Thyridium curvatum is the source of this 408-nucleotide messenger RNA. RefSeq lists its product as uncharacterized. Bases 1 to 408 code for a protein of 135 amino acids. The transcript has 3 exons. NCBI's taxonomy places the organism in Eukaryota, Fungi, Ascomycota, Sordariomycetes, Thyridiales, Thyridiaceae. The record is from RefSeq and is a predicted model, not a curated record. Gene Ontology annotation, molecular function: RNA binding; RNA nuclease activity.
AUGGUUGCCCUCAAGUCCUGCUUGCUCUCGCUCUUGGCCGCCGCCCUCGCCGCCGCCGCCCCGGUCGAGCCGGUCCAGGAGCGCGCCACCUGCGUCUAUCACUGCGGUUCUGUCUGCUAUUGGCAGGAGGACAUUGACAACGCUCUCAACCAGGGCGUCUCCUUGCAUAACUCUGGCAGCACCCUCGGCCACGGGAGCUACCCUCACGAGUAUCGCGACUCGGAGGGCUUCGACUUCCCCACCAGCGGUCCGUGGUACGAGUUUCCCAUUCUCUCGAGCUACCAGGUCUAUUCCGGCGGCUCUCCCGGCCCGGACCGCGUCAUCUUUGACGAUAACGGGCAGUUUGACGCGCUGAUUACCCACACUGGCGCCAGCGGGAACAACUUUGUUGCCUGCAGCCAGGGCUGA